This is a messenger RNA of Ictalurus furcatus (blue catfish), 1827 nucleotides long. It is a transcript of the gene rgs6, whose product is annotated as regulator of G protein signaling 6. NCBI's taxonomy places the organism in Eukaryota, Metazoa, Chordata, Actinopteri, Siluriformes, Ictaluridae. The coding region runs from base 95 to 1552 and encodes 485 amino acids. The record is from RefSeq and is a predicted model, not a curated record. The transcript has 16 exons. Gene Ontology annotation, biological process: regulation of G protein-coupled receptor signaling pathway; intracellular signal transduction; G protein-coupled receptor signaling pathway.
CUCUCCGGGAUCCGGUCCAUGUGAUUGAUCUCUUCUCGGUUUUCAGGCUCUGAGCUGCAGUCACAUCGUCGUGGAGGGGGACAAAGAGGAGAGCAUGGCCCAGGCCUCGCAGGAGCAGGGGGCGCCGGGGGCGCAGGGGGCGCCGGGGACGGCCGAUCCCGAGGAGGACUCGCCCAACAUGAUCGUCUACAGGAAGAUUGAGGACAUAAUCACCCGAAUCCAGGAUGAAACCGACGGCGUGCCAAUCAGAACUGUCAAGAGCUUCAUGUCAAAGAUUCCCAGCGUGGUCACAGGCUCGGACAUCGUUCAGUGGCUGAUGAAGAAUCUCUCCAUCGAGGAUCCCGCGGAGGCCUUGCACAUCGGGAGCCUGAUCGCUGCUCAGGGCUACAUCUUCCCCAUCUCAGACCAUGUGCUCAACCUGAAGGAUGACGGCACCUUCUACCGCUUUCAGGCUCCGUACUUUUGGCCGUCGAAUUGCUGGGAGCCGGAAAACACAGAUUACGCCAUUUAUCUGUGUAAGAGGACGAUGCAGAACAAAACUCGACUGGAGCUAGCAGACUAUGAAGCUGAGAACCUGGCGAGGUUGCAGCGAGCGUUCUCCAGGAAGUGGGAGUUCAUCUUCAUGCAGGCUGAGGCUCAGGUUAAGAUUGACCGGAAGAAGGAUAAGACGGAGAGGAAGAUCCUGGACAGUCAGGAGCGAGCGUUCUGGGACGUACACAGGCCAGUGCCAGGCUGUGUCAAUACCACGGAAAUGGACAUCAGGAAGUGUCGCCGCAUGAAAAACCCACAACGAGUCAAGAAGUCAGUGUAUGGUGUGGCAGAAGACACACAGACACAGAGUCCUGUACACACACAUUUGCAGCAAAGCAGGAAGGACACUAAGGAGGACGUCGAGAAGGAGAUUUUAUUCCUGAACACUCAGCUGGACAGACACUGUAUGAAAAUGUCCAAAGUGGCAGAAACGCUGAUGAGCUACACUGAGCAGUACCUGGAGUACGACCCGUUCGUGUCUCCCCUGGAGCCCUCCAACCCCUGGAUCAGCGAUGACACCACUUUCUGGGACAUGGAGGCCAGCAAAGACCCAAGCCAGCAGAGGGUUCGGAAAUGGGGCUUUUCUUUGGAUGAGGCUCUGAAGGAUCCAGUCGGCCGUGACCAGUUCCUCAAGUUCCUGGAGUCCGAGUUCAGUUCAGAGAACCUGAGAUUCUGGUUGGCGGUGCAGGAUUUGAAGCGGCACCCCCUGCAGGAUGUUCCCGCUCGGGCUCAGGAGAUCUGGCAGGAGUUUCUGGCUGAAGGAGCCCCGAGCUCCAUAAACCUGGACUCGCACAGUUAUGAGAGAACCAGCCAGAAUCUCAAAGACCCCGGACGCUACAGCUUCGAGGACGCACAGGAUCACAUCUACAAGCUGAUGAAGAGCGACAGCUACACCCGGUUCUUACGAUCCAGCGCUUACCAGGACCUCCUGCUCGCCAGAAAGAAGCCUGAAAGUGAGCAGGGCCGGCGCACGUCUCUGGAGAAAUUCACCCGCAGCGUGGUGAGUGAGCCCGAGCGCUGAUGAUUCAAGCUGCAGUCUGUAAAACUCCACACACAUAUAAACGCAUGAAGAGACUCUUCCGCACAGCGACAGUAAACAAGAGGGAAGCGCAUCGUAGCGAUCUUCUAUUCUAACGUCAUCUGACGCGGUCUGCGCUCGGCAUUCUCCCUGUGUCCGCCGAGAUUAAAGUAUUGGCACCCUUGGGUUCGUUUACCCUUAUGAGAACAAUCUCCCUGUGAAGAUAAUAAGCAACAGAGACGGAAAAAAAAAAACAUUUAAAAUGAAAACAAACUGCC